AGAUCGUAGGUUGACAGUGCAUAUGUCUGCCAUGGACGCAGAUGACUUCGAGAAGAUGCUCGCCACAGCGAUCGACCGCCGUGAUGCGAAGCAGGUGGAGGCUCUGUUGAGUCAAGCGAAUGUAAAUGCCGAGGUUUUCCACGGUCCAGUUCUCGUGCGCAGUUUCGUCGCCGCCGCGUGCAGCGACACCUCGAUCUUUCAUCUGUUGGUGCAGGCAAAUUUCAACGUCAAUGCUGUCGACGAUGAUGGAGACACGGCGUUGAUGGUUGCCGCCCGGGGCAUCGACUCGAAAUUAUACACGGACGAAGACAUACCAGUUGGCGCUGCAUUUAGCCAAGACUGCGCGACGAACGUGAGGUUGCUAUUGGAAGCCAAAGCAGACGUAAACGUCAUCAACAAGAGCGGGGAAACGGCCUUGUUCCAGGCCGUGAAUUACGGCGGCGAUCAAGCCAUCGUCAUGGUCAAGAUGUUGCUGGAAGGGGACUUGUGCCACGUGGACGUUCAAGACGAAGACGGUUUGACUCCGUUGCAUGUUGCCGUGAAACGGGGGCAGGCGGACAUUGUGGCCCUGCUGAUAAAUCGCAAAAGCAACGUCCAUGCCAAGACCAGCGAAGGCAAGUCGCCGUUGCACUUGGCAUGCCAGUACGGUCACUUUGCCGUCGUGGAGAUUCUCGUCAAGUACCAGCCCGUGCUGAACGAACUGACUGAAGACCGCCAAACACCACUCAUUUUGGCUGCGUCGUGUGGAUCGAUGGCGAUUGUCCGCUUGCUAUUGGACCUUCAAGUGGACGUUACCAUCAAGGACAAGAGUGGCAUGACCGCGCUGCACCAGGCAGUGUACAAUGGCGUCGAGUUGGCCGUGGUCGAGGCGCUGGUGGAAGCCAAGUCAGACAUUGAAAACAUUUGUUCGGACGUGUAUUCGGCAGACCCGAUCAUCAACGACGCCGUCGCGCAAUCGGACCUGAAUGUCGUCGAGUAUUUACUGGAGCAGGGCGUGAAUAUUGAAGUGACCAACAAUGAGGGCUACACGCCUCUGAUUGUGGCGACCCAGUUCAAACGGCACGACGUGAUGGCCUUGCUGUUGGAGAAAAACGCAAAGCUCGAGGCUGCGGACAAGAACGGGUGCACUGCGUUGAUGGAGUCCAUUUUGAAAAGAGACCACAUAGGAACGGACUUGCUCGUGCUUCAUGGCGCGAGCUUGCAUUCUCGCAACAAGAAUGGGUUUUCGGCGAUUUCGCUGGCCAUGUACCACGACAUUGAGCUCGGCAAGCGACUGUAUUCGAUGCAUCAAAAGAAACUGCAGUCGCCUGCCAAGACCCCGUCCACCACCACCACUGUCAUGGCCAUGCAAAAGCAGCUCUCGUCCGACGUCGGUCGGUCGUUGCGCGUAGGAGAUCUCAUCUACUUGCACGUUGAGAACGGCAUGGUUUUGGGCUGCGACGGGUUCCUCCACACUGACCUGCACCUGACGUUUCCCACCCACGAAUGGGAAGACUACAUUUUCUGCAUCCACCCCAAGAUGUCGUACGACUAUGUCGACUUGUCUCUGGGGGUCCAUCCAUACUUUGAAACGACCGACGCGUUUUCCGAAGAAGAAAGGGAAAAGCGGCGCAACGACGAGAAAUUGACGCUCGCACUGCAGACAAAGGACCUUGUUCGCGAAUACUCGACCAUCCAGCUGUUUCAUGUCAAGUCGCAGCAGUAUUUGCGCGUGAAUCCGAUGGCCUCGACCACGCAUGCCAACGUGGAGUUGGAUCACUUGCCGUCGUGCUACUCGUGGUUUCAAUUCCACGCGGACAAACCCAGCUCGGACUUGGGCAUCAUGACCAACUCGCCCGUGACCCUGGCCAGUGCCAGCGUGUUUUCGGCCGCGCAAGCGGUGCGCAAGUCCAAGCCGGUGACGCUCUUGGCCAACCACAGCAGUACGACCAAGGUGCUGUUGGGGCUAUAUACAUCCCACGACCCGUUGGUGCUUCGCCCGUUCGUGUGGAAGAAUGGAGAGUACGCAAUUUCCGGCACUGGUACCCGUCAACUGCCCCUUCCGCGGUCGUACAGUUUGAAUUUCAAGCCCCAAGUGUCCAAGGUGAAUUCCGUGUUUCACCUUGAAAUGAGCAGCAAGUCGUCGGCGGGUGGCGUGUUGUAUCAACUGCGCCAUGUGUCGUCGCGGUUCUUGCUGGCCAUGCAAUGCCCAUGUGCCAAGCGCGACCACGUUACUGCGUCUCUUGUGAACCCCGAGUCCCUCGACACUUGGAUCGCGCACUUGAAAGUAGCGUACCACAACAACACUGUGCGCUCCGACCUUGCCCACCACGACGACGACCAUCGCGAAUAUGCGUUUCACUUUUCACAUACAUGCCCCAAAUGUUCGAGAGAAUGGUGCCUCGGCACGACCCAGAACAAGAUGGUGUGGAACCAGUCGGGCGAGUGGCUCGUGGGGGUACCGAUUUCCACCGACUUUACGAAAAAAGUGCACCACGUGUGUGCUUGGAGGGAGGCGUUCUUGACGUUUUCGCACACGGCGCUGUGCUUCUUGGACGACACCACGACAACCGAGAACAUCAUCCCCCAGAGCAUCCAUGCCGUGUUGGUGGCCAGCCAGCAAAUCCAUUCGCUCAUGGAAACGCCCGAGGUUGACGAAGUGGUCAGCUUUUUGCAGCAGAUUUGCGCCGACGUGGAAAUCCUUGAGGCCAUGUUCCUCGCCACGUCCAUCUUUCGGUCCAUGGCGUCGAUCGAAGGAGUGGACGAGUUGAUGGUCACGUUCUUUCGUGCGAUGCGGGUGCUGGUCGUGGGCAACGACUCGAGUGAGAUUUAUCUCCAAGAGCAAUUUGGCGACCGCCUGGGCCAAAUCAAGAUUUUAACCGGGUUGGACAUGGAGUUUGCGACGAAGUACGUCGAUGCGCGCAUCAUUAUGACCAACAUGAUUGCGAAAAACUCGGGGGCCGUGUCGCACCUCCUCGAAAACAUCAACGCCAGCCACAUUGUGCCUGGGAACUGGACCAUCACCGCUCAAUUCUUCAUCGCGCUGAGCUUGUCCGAACGUCCUGACUCGCUGAUUGCAAAGAAACUGUACGACCAUGAAAUGAACGUGUCUGAAACGUGGGUCUCCAAGUGGGAAACCUGUGCUAUCCACACACGCUUGGACGGUGACAGCAUUUGCGUGCGCUGGUGUGACACAAAUGAAGACGGGAGUGCCAUCCCCGGCAUGCUCCACCGAAGCGCGACGAUCGCAGCGUUCAAGUCCCAAGUCAAGAUAGAACCGAGGCACGUGACCGUCCCCCUUGAGCUCCUUGUGGACGAAUCUUCCAAACCGACGCUGCCGCCGCUCGUCGACGAAUGGAUUGCCUUGUACAUACACCAGUUGAAGCUCGUGUCGGCUCUGUGUGAAAAGAACGUCAACGUGCGCCGGUUUUUCCAGCCCAAGUUCCCCAAACACGUGUUGGUUGCUGGCAUUCGCCGCGAGUCGCUGCCGUUCGCCAUCCGGACGCUAUAUGUGGAACUGCUGCACUACUUGUACGUACCCCCCACGGGCAUGCUGGACAACAUCCAGCUGUCCAACUUGUUUCUGGCCUUGAACAUCCACGGCGCGAACCCCCUUUCGAGUCACAUGCCGGCGCUGUACAUCUUGAUCGACGCAACCAUCCACGCCGUGGUCGUCAACAACGUGUCGUACUUUGUGUUUCUGCGCAAACUGCUGAGCUUCGUCGAUAGUUUGCUCAGCGUUGGCUACUGCGGCACCAACCCGGCGUACUACAAGCAACUGUUUGAAGCGUUGUACGUCACGGGCAUGAAGUGCGACGCGGUGGUGAAAUUUGAUUCCAACGGUGACCGGUCGACGUUGGAUCCGCUGAAUUUGUCCUGCAACACGACCUACGGCGUGGCCAAUGUGGUACUGUGUCAGCGACGACUGGUGGCGUUGAUUCGCAAGGUGAUUCGAUGCUGUGUAGCGACCACAGCCCCCGGUGACCCACCCGUCGAGUUUAGCCACGGACUGGUCCAGUACUUGUCCAACUUGCUCGGUCAUAACGAUACGCUGGUGGCGCAGGAAGCGUUUGUCACGUUGUCUGAAAUCCUCCCGCGCGCGUCGUUUGCGUGGCUUCGAGCGGUGAAACCCAUGUGCGAACUGGUCAAGCCCGACGACCACAACGACAGCCUUCGCCAGAUCAUCCACGAAGCCCAAGCCGUGUUUGACUUGGAUGCUCAUACAUUUCACAGCCACGUGCAGCGUCUGCACACCAAGAUCCUCGACGAAGGGCGCAAGAAGAAGAGCAAGGCAUCGACCGACCCGCUCCAAGUUUCGAUUCACCGCGUCAAGAAAUGGAAGCGCAACGUCGCGUCCAACAACCCGACGCUGCUGCGGAUGCUGCGUAUUGCUCAAAUCCCCGAGCGCACGAUCGCGUACCUGGAAGCCGCGCUGGCCCGCGGCGUGUUUGUCGUGCCAUCGAACGACGACCUAGCGUUGGAGCUCGAGUACUACAAGACGGUCGUGUUCAAGUCGACUGCGAUCGACAACAACGCGACCAAGGGCAACUCGCACUUUCGGAUGGCCAAGGAAGAAGCGGUGAAAGAUCGCGCGACGCUGGCGCACCAUCUUUUGUCGCUGCUGCAUCAGUUUACCCCCCACCUGUCGGAAGAAUUCAGCUUGAGGCUGUUGGUGCUGGUCGUGCCGCUGGUGAACGACAACUUUGCCCUUGUCAAGGACGUGUCGUCGUUGGUGUACUCGAUGCUGUGCCAGCCCAAUGCGGUCGUGGACUCUCGAUACGCUGAUGUUUUUAAAGCGUUGCUAAAGCACGUGCAUUACAACGAGUCGGCGGGCCAAUGCGUUCUGCACAUGCUUCGCGAAUCGCAAUCGGACGAGUGGAAGAAUCAAGCCAGCUAUCAAUUGUUCUACUCGGAGUUUGACCUCAAGACGCUGCUGGUCGCGUACCCCAAGCAAGUGUUUGUGCUCGACAUAUUGUGCCUCGUGGCCGAUGGCUCCACGAACGAGCGCAUCUAUGGCCAUCUUGAAUGCAAGUCGCUGUUGUCCCUGGAGUGGAUUGUCCAGUUGAUUACCCACGCCCAAGCCACGCCCAGCCACAAACGCGUGGGGCUGGCACUCAUUAAAACCCUGUACUUGGACAGCGACCUAGAAACUGGAUGGGUCUCGACGCACUUGGACACGUUGCGCCCUGCGUUUGCCUUUUGCCGCCAAGCGCUGUCCAUGGUUGGGUCCCACAUGGAUGUAGUCGUGGACGGCGUGGUGCCGUUUCUGAAAGCAUGGGUGGCCAUGGUGACGGUUCAGUCCAAGAACCCCGUGGUCGUCGAGUUUCACCACCAACUUGAAGGCGACAUGAAGGCCAUGAUAAGCCACCUCGACCAACUCACGUCCCAGCAUCCGUUUAUGUGUGCACAUGCAAAGUACCCGCUGUCCCAUGUCGUGGAAACGUUGUCGCAGUUGACCAUGUGCACCACCAUGGCGCUGAUUGGAAACACCCGCAACGACAUGGCGGUGGCGUACGCGGUCGAGCUGAAGAAAGCGCCGCCCCAGCGCAUCUGCUACCACCCGUUUGUCCGAGGCGCUCGGGCUUUACUUGUAAACCACGCAGCCAAGUUGAUGGUGCAAGAUCCGAAUCAGUUGAGUUCUGCGCUCGUUAUCGGCGCGUUCCAACGCUUGCAGGCGACGUCCAUCCCCGACGCGACGCUGCUCGACUUGGCCAUCGUCGGCAAACACUUGAUCCAGGUGGACCUGCAGGCCUCGCAAUGGGACCAAGAUUUGAUCUCGCUGAUUCUGGCUGAACAAGACGGGUUAUCCAGCAGUGGCAAUAAGAAAGCCAACCAUUUUAACAAGUGGGCCAAGGUGACCCCUCAGCUGCACCGAUUGAAAGCGGCACUGGCGUUCCGCCCAGCCAAAGCCGCCCGUGAUAAGACGUUCCGGGGCAAAUCGUACCAGUCGUUGGACGUGCAAUCGUUUGUCGACCCAGUGUUCGUGGCGGACCACGUCAACAAGGACUCGAGCGUUGAUACGUUUGCACACUGGAAGAAGAGCUUUGAGCCGCUGGAUCUGCAGACGUUGAUGCAGUGCUUGGUGCGGCUCAUCACGCGGUCGUCGUCGUCGUCGCUGCUCGGUCUUCGCGUGUUCGUCCAAGCGCUCACGUCCAAGCGCGAGGCGGCUGAAGACCGGGUUGAAUAUGACGAAAAGGCUCUGCUACAGGCGCGGGUGGAGUGGAAGGCGUUGCUGUCCACGGCCGUCAAGUCGGACGUGACAUCGCUCGUGUUUUGGUGCAUCAAGGAGAGCAUGGAGGAAGUGUCCAACCCGGUGAAAAGUCGGCUGGCGCUCAACUUGAUCAGCGAGUUGCUCGUCGACGGGUUCAAAGAAGCGCAGGACGCGCUGUAUGCUGGGUACGUUGGCCUCGACGACCACUUCCGGUCGUACUUGUUUGGGUUCCUCAUGUCGCACAUCACCGGCCAGUCCCACGAUGCGAGUAUCGUGUCGCUGACGCUGUUCCAGCUGCUGUGUGAAGGCCACCACACCAACUGGCAAAACAUCAUGCGCAGCGGCAAGUUCAACCGCAGCGUCCUGGACACAGUGAUCAACCUCAUGGCGCGCAUCUGCAAGCAGUCGGACAACGUGUUUGCGUUGAAAGACGUGCAAGUCAUGUCCAAAGUGCUCGCGUUUCUGAGCGAGGCCUGCCAGGGCCCAUGCCUCGAGAACCAGCAGUUCAUUGCCGAGUCGGUCGUGCCGCGCCUGUGCACGGACAUCUCACUGGGCAAACCGCAGUGCGAAAACGGCCAAUACCCGCUACACCUGGCCAAGCUGAAGCACAAUGUGAACGUGCUGCUUUUGUCCAUGGUUGAAGGCCGCGACGACACGCUUGUCCACUUGCACUAUGUGGAAUUGAUCCGUCCUCAGGACAUGUGUCGGGUGCUGACUGUGAAUCGGAAAAAGAUCAAGGACUACCGGGCAGACUACAAGUACGAGUUGGCCGACAUUGUGUUUGCCGAGUCGAUUGAACUGCUCCGGUUGGCGUACUCGUUGCUGUCCAAAGCGACCAGUCACACCGUGGACAACCUCUUCUACUUUAGCAAGGGCUGGCAUGACGCCCAGAACGAACACGUGGCCUUCUUCGCCAAGCAAACAAUCAACGUCGAAGUCGUCCGCGGCGACACGGAGAUCCAAGUGUACUUUCCACGGCCCCGCGAGUCGCGGUUCCUCAGUCCUCGGGAGCAGAAGCGGCUCAUGGACAUCAUGGAGUUUGGCGAGGAUAAUGCAUUGGCAGCGUUCACCUCCCCCGAGUCCAGGAACAUUGCCGAAGAGCUGCGCACGCGGCACAUCCUUGCCCAGAAUGCUACGUACGAGUGGAUGACCGAAAACCAAACGUUCAUUCGGCAAGCCAUGUUUGUCGUGUGCUUUUACAUCAACUUUGUCAUGGUGUUGGGGCUCGCGAUCGACCCGGACGACUCGGAGCCUGUCGUGCACAUUUACUCAUAUUGGACGCUGUCGGGUCUGGGUGGGGUGUUUUGCAUCCUCUGCAGCAGCUUGUGGCUGUACAACAUUGCCACGGAAAUGUCCUUCUCGUAUGCCCGCCAAAAGCUCAAACCAGUCAAGCUGCGUAGAAUGACCCUCCAGGACAUGACAAGUGAAGUGUGGAGUGCGAUUGCCGAAUCAUGCUACGCGAUUGGUGGGUGGGUGGCAGUGUACGCAGCCAUCACGAUGGUGUACGGGAUGGACGACUCGCUCACGUACAUCACCGCGGGCGUGUCGCUAGCGUAUGUGCUGUACAUUGUACUGCUCGCGAUUCGCAAAGUGUCUGGAAUUUUCCACUUUGCGUACAUCACCGACGACAAAGUGCGCAACCGCCAAGUGGCGAUUUCGAACGUCCUGUUCUGGUUCAAUGCGGUCGUGGACACGUUGAUCAAGGACAACGUCGUCGUGUUCACGCUGUACACGCUGUGCGCGUUCAUGGGGCUGUCCAGCGACGUGUCCAAGAGGGCGUAUGUGUACUAUGGGUUUCCCUUGCUCGACAUUUUAGCCAUCAAUGGCCGCCUAUCUAAUAUUCUCAAAGCUGUCACGUCCAACUUGGUGCCGUUGGGGGUGACCAUGGCAUUUGGGACGAUUGUGAUCUACUUGUUUUCGUUGAUCGGGUUCUUCCGGUUCCAGGAGCUCAUGACCAACGACGACGGGCCCCAGUGCUCGUCCAUGAUGCAGUGCUACCUCACGUACAUUCACUACGGGCUCUUGAGUGGCGGCGGCAUUGGCGACUACAUGUCGAGUACGUUGGCGCAUCCAUUGGAUUACUCGGACCAAGUGAGCUUCUUCGAGCGCGUCGUGUACGACUUGGGGUUUUACAUUGUCAUUCUGCUGCUGCUGAUCAACCUCAUCAUGGGUAUCAUCAUCGAUUCAUUCACGUCGCUGCGUGAAGCGUCCGAGAAGAAGCAGGAGAUCGAAAACAGCAUCUGCCUCGUGUGCAACGACACCAAGGACGACAUCGAGUACCGCGGCAUCCUCCUCGGUCUGUCCAACAGCUUCAAGAAACACAAGGAAGAAGAGCACAACCUGUGGAACUACUUGUUCUUCAUCAUGUACUUGGAGUCCAAACCCGCCACCGACCUCAACGGUACCGAAUCAUUUGUGCGCCAGAAGCUCCUGGCCAAGGAGAUGUCGUGGAUUCCCAAGAAAAAGGGCAACUCGGUGCGGGCGGCCGCGGAGGCGUACUAAAUACCUUAUGGAUCUGUACCCCCGAAAAUGUCAGUAAAAUCUGAUCGAAAUGGAUACAACUCAAUAAGGUGGUAUGAUUUCUUUUCAAUAACGCGUUCGGAUUGGUUACUUCUACUACUUCGACUUGUUUAAUUGGCUAGAACGAGAUAAUUGGACAGUUUUGACCAAUAUAAAGCGACUUGGGUACAACCUUCC
This is a messenger RNA of Aphanomyces astaci, 8887 nucleotides long. RefSeq lists its product as hypothetical. NCBI's taxonomy places the organism in Eukaryota, Oomycota, Saprolegniomycetes, Saprolegniales, Verrucalvaceae. Gene Ontology annotation, cellular component: membrane. Gene Ontology annotation, molecular function: monoatomic ion channel activity; protein binding. The record is from RefSeq and is a predicted model, not a curated record. Gene Ontology annotation, biological process: calcium ion transport; transmembrane transport. The transcript has 27 exons. Bases 23 to 8692 code for a protein of 2889 amino acids.